Messenger RNA from Fukomys damarensis (Damara mole-rat), 633 nucleotides. RefSeq names its product melanoma-associated antigen 10. Gene Ontology annotation, cellular component: nucleus. The record is from RefSeq and is a predicted model, not a curated record. Bases 1 to 633 code for a protein of 210 amino acids. The transcript has a single exon. NCBI's taxonomy places the organism in Eukaryota, Metazoa, Chordata, Mammalia, Rodentia, Bathyergidae. Gene Ontology annotation, biological process: negative regulation of transcription by RNA polymerase II.
AUGGUUCCUUUCCUGCUCCCCAAGUAUCAGCAGAAGGAGCAGGUCACCACGGAGGAAAUGCUGCACGUCGUGCAUAAUGAUUACUGUGAGCACUUCCCUCUGAUCUUUAGGGAACUCUGCCAGUGUGUAUGUCUGUGCUUUGGCAUUGAGAUGAGGGAAGUGGGUGCCCCUGGACACACAUAUGAGCUUCUCCCCAUCCUGGGCCUCACUUUUCAUGGGAUCCUGGAUGAUGAUGUCCAGAUCAUUCCCAAAGGGAAACUCCUGAUGGGCAUCCUGAGUGUCAUCAUGGUGAAGGGCAGCCGUGUCAGUGAGGAGGACCUAAGGGCACUGCUGAGAGAUCGGAAGCUCUUAAGUGAGAGGGAGCACGUUAUGAUCGGGGAUCCCUGGAAGUUCACCACAGAGGAUUUGGUGCGGGAAGAGUACCUGGUGUACCAGCAGGUUCCUAAUAGUGCUCCUGCUCGCUGUGAGUUGCUGUGGGGGCCAAGGGCCCGGGCGGAAACCACCCCCAUCAAAGUCCUGAAUCACUUGUUCAGUCUUCAUAGGAUAGAUCCCAGGUCUUACCCCCAUCUGUACGAGCAGGCUUUGAGAGAGGAAGAAGGUCUGUUUGAGGCCUUUGAGGGUGAAGAUGUGUGA